Phalaenopsis equestris is the source of this 1995-nucleotide messenger RNA. RefSeq names its product serine/threonine protein phosphatase 2A 57 kDa regulatory subunit B' kappa isoform. The transcript is spliced from 3 exons. Gene Ontology annotation, molecular function: protein phosphatase regulator activity. The record is from RefSeq and is a predicted model, not a curated record. Gene Ontology annotation, cellular component: protein phosphatase type 2A complex. Bases 292 to 1809 code for a protein of 505 amino acids. Gene Ontology annotation, biological process: signal transduction. Lineage: Eukaryota; Viridiplantae; Streptophyta; Magnoliopsida; Asparagales; Orchidaceae.
GAUUUCUAGGGUUCACCGGAGGGUUCUCUCUUCUGUUCGGAUUGUCACCAUUUCUCGUGAAUCUGUACUUGAAUGCAGGUAGAUCAGAGAUCAAAAGAUCCAAGCAUUUUCCCCUUUCGCUGUGGCGGAUCCGUCUCUCGAUUUUUGCAUGGUGGAAUCUUGAGUUUUUCUCGGAUUGUUGGUUCAGACUUGUUUUGUCGAUUCUUCAGUGCAUGUUCCACUUUAUCACCUUUUCCGAUGUCAUGAUCAUGAACUAGGGUUUCUUCGAAUUUUUCCUGCAAUUUUGGCAUCAUGUGGAAGCAGUUCUUCGGCAAAUUGCAUCGCAAAUCGUCAAAAUCUGAGUCCGCUUCGGAUUCAUUCUUGUCCGGCAAUUCAAAUGGCGGCGGUGCAAUUUUCGCCAACACAAUCCAAAGUUCUACCAGCGGUAAUCUCACAUCCAGCAAAUCCGCGGCUGCCGUGAAGCGGAUGCCCUCUUCUGUCUUUCCCUCCAGCGUUGUUGCUGGAAUUGAACCUCUUAUCUCCUUCAAAGACGUCUCCAACACAGACAAACCCAAUCUUUUCAUAAACAAGUUGAGUAUUUGCUAUACAAUUUUUGAUUUCUCUGAUCCAAACAAGAACUCAGCUGAGAAAGAUAUAAAACGCCAAACUUUGCUAGAUCUUGUUGACUAUGUCCAUUCUAAUCCUCCGCGGUUCACUGAAUCCAUGAUUGAAGCAAGCUAUAAGAUGUUUGCUUCAAACCUAUUUAGGGUUUUCCCACCGAACUAUAGAUCCAACAGAGGGGGCGGUGAGAAUGAGGAAGAAGAGCCAAUGUUUGAUCCUGCAUGGUCGCAUCUCCAAAUAGUCUACGAAUUAUUGCUUCAAUUCAUUGCUUCCCCAUCGCUAGAUCCAAAGCUAGCGAAGAAAUAUGUCGAUCAUUACUUCAUAUUAAGAUUGCUCGAUUUGUUCGAUUCCGAAGAUCCGAGAGAACGAGAGUGUCUGAAAACAGUCCUUCACCGUGUUUACGGAAAAUUCAUGGUUCAUCGUCCGUUCAUUCGCCAAGCCGUGAGCAAUAUUUUUUUCCGAUUUAUCUUCGAAACGGAACGACAUAACGGGAUAGCUGAGCUUUUGGAGGUUUUUGGAAGUGUGAUUAGCGGGUUCGCUCUUCCAUUGAAGGAGGAGCACAAGAUCUUUCUUGGUAGGGCAUUGAUUCCUCUUCAUAAGCCCAAGACAGUAGGAAUUUAUAUGCAACAGUUGACUUAUUGUGUGACUCAAUUUAUUGAGAAAGAUCCGAAGCUCGCAAGUACUGUAGUCAUGGGUCUAUUGAAGUAUUGGCCGAUGACAAAUAGUCAAAAGGAGAUUAUGUUCUUGACUGAGUUGGAAGAAAUCUUGGAGUUGACUAAUGGAAUUGACUUGCAAAAGUGUUUGGUGCCUUUGUUCCGGAGGAUCGCUUAUUGCCUUAACAGCUCUCAUUUUCAGGUUGCCGAGAGAGCUCUUUUCUUAUGGAACAACGACCAUAUCAUGACAAUGGUGGUUCAGAACCGCCAAAUAAUUGUGCCUCUCAUCAUUCCUGCCCUGGAGAAGAACGUCAGCAGCCAUUGGAACCAGGCAGUUCUAAACCUCACCAUGAGUAUCAAAAAAAUGUUCUCAGAAAUGGAUGAGGAGCUCGUUUUAUCCUGUCAGAAGAAGCUCGAAGAAGAGAAGCGGAAGCUGCCUGCAAUGGAGGAGAGGAAGAGGAUGAAGUGGGAGCAACUGGAGAUGAUCGCUUCUUCUUCCUUCCUGCCAUUAACUGUAAAAACUGCCGUUCUGGUAAGUCCUACCUCUGCUCUUUAAGAUCUGUCAAUGGCUGCGAGGAUAGCUUUAAUUUUCUUCUUAAAGCUUUGUUGUGGCUCUAUCUUUUUAAAUUUCUCUCUCUCUCUUCCCUCUCUUGCCUCAUGUUCUUCUGUAUUAUUAUGUGUUUUUCUUUUCAGUUAUUAAAAAUCUGGAAUGCUAAGUUUAUGCUCCAGAGAAUUCUCUUCA